Alternaria incomplexa is the source of this 2346-nucleotide messenger RNA. RefSeq lists its product as uncharacterized. NCBI's taxonomy places the organism in Eukaryota, Fungi, Ascomycota, Dothideomycetes, Pleosporales, Pleosporaceae. The transcript has 4 exons. The record is from RefSeq and is a predicted model, not a curated record. The coding region runs from base 1 to 2346 and encodes 781 amino acids.
AUGUAUGUAAUUGGCAAGAUGGACGAUGUUGAUACCAUCCUCGAGAUCCUGCGGAAGGACAACGACGCGGAGCCUGACCUGCCACCGGAGUUAGUACUUGAUACAGCUGCCGCGCUGAGCCGCAACAUCUUCACGCACUGGCACCGUCUGAACGCAAUUGUGCAGCGACACGAAGGCGCCAUACGGAUUCGAUGGAGAAAGAAGUCUGCGGCGAAGCGUCGAGAACUAUUUCAAGUAGUCUUCCCCGGAAUGCCCGACCUGCACCGACCGGAUGUCGACAAUAUGCAUGGCAAUUUCACUGAUCGUGCUUGCGGAGAACCAAACCAUGUGGCAACCAGCAGCGAGCUCAGACCUUAUAUCAAUUCAGAAGACUUGUCGGACGCCAAGUCCUUGCUUGUGUUCAUCAACGCCCGGGCGCGCAAUCGUCCUGCUACGUUUGCUGAAUCGGAACUCAGCUUCUCUGGCAUGGCCGUCCCAUGCCAGGCUACCCGCUAUCCGCAUGUCCUCAUAAAUCUCUCGGACCAAGACUCAAAGACACAGGAAGUCAAGGAAGAGAUGUAUGGCCGAAUCAAAGGGCUUGAGUCCGAACCCCACGCUGUCCCUGAAGAUCAGGCGAUGCAUUCUUUGAAUCCCCUAGGAGAGGGCCUCCAGAUACUCCGCAUCCAGGAAGGCGUACUAAGGUUCCUUGUCGGCUGCUGCGAAAACAUCAUGCAUGACAUUCUUCCAGAGACGCUGUGCAGCGACGAUUAUCCGCUUUUAUCAGAACCGCCGAGCUUGUCAGAUCCGGAAGAGCUGAGCAGUAGUCUUGCAGAUGCAUGCAGAAAGGCGCCAUUUGUGGAAAAGUGCGAGGACCAUGCCUGGGCGUUGCGCGAAGACCCUGCGUAUUUCGCAGAAUAUGUUCAAGAUCACGCCGAACAUCGACAUGAGAAUAUACUGAACGAAGCCGGAGAACCAUCGAAGAGACUUGGAACAAGCGAGUUCUACUCCCUGGUUCUCCGUGAGACAUUGAACAAGGCGUACGCGGGCCUGGUCUUCUGGGAUCAGCUUUACCGACUUUCAAGCGAAGUCGAAGUUCUUCACACACUGGCUUUGCAGGUGGAAGCAAGCGAAGAGCUUGUCAAGCGCUAUGCGGAUAGUGUGGAGAUGUUGUACUACAUGUUGAGUCUAGGUAGUUACGACGCCGCGGGUCUCAUUAGGCACUUCUUGAUGGGUGCACCACAGUUACGCCAUCUUAUGAUGAGAGUUACCAUACCAGCAGGAUGCGACAAGGUGCUCGAAGGUGAAUCUGAUUACAGAACCACAGAAGUGGAAAGUAACGAUAUCAUCGGACAGCGCGUGAGGAAGCUCUUGACCCGGACGACCGCCUUCACUCAGAUCGCCGACUACACCCAUCUCAAUCUAGAUUGCCUUGAAACGUACUUUAGGCGAGAGCCUUCCGCCAAAGAGAAAGUCUCGCCAUUCAUAGAGGACUACCUGAAUACGCUUUCAGUGUGCGUUGAGUGUCUUCAUCAACUGCGAGUGUCUUCCUGCUACGUCAAUUUAAGGAAUCAGUUCGAUCGUGGGCGAAAGAGCCCCAUGUACGCCAAGUGGUAUCUCAAAUUUAUGCAACCUUUGGCGCGCUGGAGAAAGGUUCUAGACGAUGGAGGUGUCAUUGCCCCAGAUCUUGGUAAUCCAUCCAAUGGCAGGUUCGAUUAUCCGAGUGAGAGCGUCCGAACAAAGCAGACGGUGGGGGCGCGUCGAAAAGCGGAACGCAACCUGGACAAGUUUUGGAGACUCUUGGACAAAGGUGGCCCGAUGCUAAGAACGGCUCCGUGGAGUGACUCCGAAGAUCUUGACACGGCAUCAACACCGUCUCCUGUGUACGAGUAUCAGGCCACAUCCGAGAUCUUCCACGACCCAACCAAAGAGAUCACUGGGAAUUUCAAUCGCCUCGAUGUCAAUGAUAGAACCAAAGCGAAGACGCACGGCGAGAUGACAGCCAUAGCCCAGGAUGCCGAUGAGGAUGUACUUGAGCGAUCGGCUGCCAUUUCGAAACCGUUGUACCACGUCGGCAAGGACGCCUAUAUCGUGAUCAAAGCACUUUUUCAUGUGCCAAACGACAGCGAACCCCCGGGUAAAGUCCGCUGGGAUCAAGUCGUAGCCACGCUUGCCAAGCUUGGAUUCGCCGUCGAGAAGCUACACGGAUCUGCAUGGCAAUUCACACCGAAGAAGCUGAACUUACCACGCGGAAUCCAGUUCCAUGAGCCGCAUCCGAGCGGUGAAGUGCCAUUGACUCUGGCCAGACGCUACGGACGUCGACUAGCGCGUGCGUACGGAUGGGAGGCAGCGAUGUUCAAGCAGAAGUAA